UCGGACUUCAGUACCUCAUCGAACGGCCAACAUGUCGGGUGCUAAAGAGCGUCUUCAGCUGCAGGAAAAAUUCGAAAUAAUGCCCGAGACGUUGGGUGGACAAUUUCGCAAGGAUUUCCCACCUUACCUCGAUGGACUUGUUAGGUCCGAACCGCAUCAUUACGUCACAACGCCUGAAUUCGCCAAAAAUGCGGAAGAUAUUUACAAUUUGGCACCGAGACCGGACGAUAUCUAUGUGUCCACUUUCCCAAAGUGCGGAACGACUUGGGUGCAAGAGUUAGUGUGGAUGGUCGUGAAUCAAUGUGAUUUCGAGAAAAGCAAGAAGGAGCAGCUGAGUAUUCGUUCACCGUUUCUAGAAAUGAACUACAUGUUGCCCUUAAAGUUGGCCGAAAAAUUCGAGAGAGAGGCUAUUUGCAGAAAAGCCAAUUCACCGCUGGUCGACAAAAUCAUGGAGCUCAUCUGCUAUUGGAAUUUAAUGGACUGGCUUCGUCCGUUCAUCAGAAAGGCCAUCAGCUUUGUAUUGGGCGACUGUCUUCGCGAUCUGGAACAAAUUGACCAAAUGGCUGGCCCAAGAGUUAUCAAAAGUCACUUGCCACUGUAUCUGUUAAACCCGUCAGUUCUCAACACCAGCAAGGUUGUCUACGUGGCUCGCAAUCCCAAAGAUGUUAUCGUUUCAUAUUAUCAUUACCACCGGCUGUUGGAAUUCCAUCACUACACAGGCAACCUGGAAGCUUUCGCCGAUUACUUCAUGACGGAUCGAGUUUACAGUGCUCCGUUCUUUCCUCAUUUGCUGGACGCUUGGAACAAACGGCAUCAUCCCAAUUUGCACUUCGUCUUCUACGAGGACCUUAAAAAGGACCUGCGAGGAGAAAUCCAAAAGAUUGCCAAAUUCCUUGGCAAGACGUUGACCGAAGAUCAAUUGGUCAAACUGACUGAACAUUUGCGUUUCGACAAUUUCGCCAAAAACGAAACGGUCAAUUGCGAAAUCGGCAAAGAAAUUGGACUGAUGAAUAACAGCGGAAAUUUCAUCCGUAAAGGUAAAACGGGCGACUGGAAAAAUCAUUUCUCUCCCGAAUUAAACGAACGAAUCGACAAGUGGAUGCAGACCAACUUGGAAGGCACUGAUUUGAGGUUCAUCACAGAACUUGAGCAACAAGAUUAAAAAACAAAAAAACAAAAAGGGAAAAUGAAUGGAAAGUGUUGAAAAAAAAUUUAAAAAAUCCUUGUGCUGGUGUAUGGAUUUUACCAAGGGCAUUUUUUGUUUGCUUGUUGAGAGGUGUGAACUUGUUUUGCUGUCUCGUUAAUAUCAUCUUAUUUGUACUGUCGCAUCAUUCGGUUGACCCGUGUUAUAUAACCUACUUUUGACUUCCUCUUCCACACACACACACACACAAACACAAAAGACAAUAACGUGACUUUUCGUAGUGCCUCUUCUGUGACUAGCAUGUAGAUAGCCUCAAGGUACGACCUUAAUUAAUAUUCAACCGUUUAAAAAAAAAACAGAAAGAAAGAGAAGUAUUUUUAUUAUAUAGGAUUUCAGCACAAAAAGAGAUUAAAGGCUGGAAUAACGGCUUUUUGAUUGCGAUUCCAAUCUUCUAUGGCAUCACUGUGUUUGAAACGAUUGUGCUCAAUACAAAUUUUUUGUUCUUGUUCUA
Molecule: messenger RNA, 1655 nt
Organism: Daphnia magna
Lineage: Eukaryota; Metazoa; Arthropoda; Branchiopoda; Diplostraca; Daphniidae
Product: sulfotransferase family cytosolic 1B member 1
Exons: 8
Coding region: 32-1162 (376 amino acids)
Biological process (GO): sulfation
Cellular component (GO): cytoplasm
Molecular function (GO): sulfotransferase activity
Source: RefSeq, a predicted model, not a curated record